Pectinophora gossypiella (pink bollworm) is the source of this 3107-nucleotide messenger RNA. It is a transcript of the gene Mpk, whose product is annotated as phosphomevalonate kinase. Lineage: Eukaryota; Metazoa; Arthropoda; Insecta; Lepidoptera; Gelechiidae. The transcript is spliced from 4 exons. Gene Ontology annotation, biological process: isopentenyl diphosphate biosynthetic process, mevalonate pathway; cholesterol biosynthetic process. Gene Ontology annotation, molecular function: phosphomevalonate kinase activity. The record is from RefSeq and is a predicted model, not a curated record. The coding region runs from base 202 to 762 and encodes 186 amino acids. Gene Ontology annotation, cellular component: cytoplasm.
UGGAUUUGGAUUGGAUUGUCUCAUUUCGUAGCUUUGUAAAGUGUAACGCAACAGUUACAUUCCAUUUCUGGACUGGAAGAGGCUUGUUAAAUAUACUUUUACGGUUUCUAAUCAACAAUUUCAUUCCUUUUUAUCUUCGUAGAUUUUCGGCCUAUGCAUCCCGUAUAUUUUACAGCUAAUUGAAGAUAUUAAGUCCUGAGGAUGCCUCCACGUAUAAUAUUAUUGUUCAGCGGCAAAAGGAAGUCUGGGAAGGACUUCCUUACUGAUCACCUUCAGAAACUAUUAGGUGACAGAUGUGAAGUCAUAAAGAUAUCUCAGCCGAUCAAGAGUCAUUGGGCCAAGGAGAAGAAUUUAAAUCUGAAUGAGUUGCUCAGUGACAGCGAGUAUAAGGAGCUGCAUAGAUUGGACAUGAUAAGAUGGAGCGACGAGAUGAGGGAGCAGGACUAUGGGUGUUUUUGUAGAGCUGCAUGUCAAAGUGCUGUAGAGAAACCGAUUUGGAUAGUCAGCGACAUAAGGAGAAGAACAGAUAUACGUUGGUUCAAGGAGACAUACAAGGACAUUAUAAGAACCAUACAAAUAUCGGCCGACGAAGAGACUAGGCGGCAGAGAGGCUUCGAGUUCAAAUCUGGGGUUGAUGACAGCAUUUCUGAGUGUGACCUGGAUGAUUACACUGAAUGGGAUCUCAUUGUGGACAAUGGGAAACAGCGGCAGUCCUUGGAAGAGCAACUUGGUAGUAUAUUGGGUUUGCUUUCACAUUUAUGACUUAGGGAUAUAUGUAUCAUGUAUGGCAUAAACUUGGUUGAGAGAUGGAUGAAAUUGGACACUAUAUUGUCAUACGUAUAGUUUAUUCCAGGUAAAAAUUCUGACUACAAAUUUAUACCUGGAAUGAAAAUAACUUGUAUAAACAUGUGCGAGGUUUCGUUGAAAGAAAUCACAAAAGAAUGCGAUUUUUCAAAAAUGCGCUUUCGAGGUUUUCACUAUAACGCGACGAUAUCGUCGAUAAUAUUUGUAAGGAUUAUAUCUCCUUUCGGUAGUAAUUUAUAAUUAUUAUUUAUUCUUCUUAUGGUAUUACUUUUUCAAGAUGUACAGAACAAUACAUCUAAUUAUAUAAAUAGGUAUACUAAUUACCCCUGGUUGAUAAGGUCAUUGAUCCCACAACCAACACAAGAGAAGAAGAUUGUAUUGAAGUGAGUCUCUUCAUAAAGCUUUCUUGCAUUCCACAUAACGUAAAGUUAUAUUUUCAUUUAAGUAAUUAAAACAAUUAGGUAUAAUAGUAAUUAUUUAUAAUAACCUUUAGGUAGCGACAAAGUAAGCUCAUAACUGAAUUAACACAAAACAUGACAGACAUCUAGGGAGUUAAGGGUGUUGGGACCCUAGAUCGGCGACAAUAGAUGACAUAAGUGUAGCCAUGCCAUUCGGUGAUCGAAAUUAUUAUUUUUGUCAUAAAUAAACUAAGCUAAAUGCUCUCUACACCUUUUUGCCACUACUUGAAGGUCUAGAGAACCUAUAAGGAAUAUAAAAUAUUAUAAAUCCUUUCUAUUUUCAUCAGGUUUACUCUGGGUCUGAAGUUAUUGUCAACUUCCUUCGUAAAUGUUAUUUUUACUGCUUAUUAUUAGAAACAAACGUUUUACAAAAAGAGGACGUAACUUCCGAGAGUAAACCUGAAGAAAAUAGAAAGGAUUUAUAAUAUUUUUUAUUCAUAUUCAUUUAUUUUUAUUUUUUGUAGGUUCUCGAAAUCUUCAGGUGUAGAGAUCAUUUAGUUUGGUUUAUCUAUGACAAAAUAAUAAUUUCGAUCACCGCUACACUUACGCCAUCUAUUGUUGCUGAGCGAGUGUCCCAGCAACCUUAAAAAGGUCUCAUUGAAGCAAUUUGUCUAAAAGAGCAAUAUUGCAAUUUGACAUUAAUGCAUAUAAAAGUAAAUGUGCAUUGUCAACAAAUUGAUUCAAUGUGGCCUUUUUAACCCCCCUGUAAUAUACCUACUUAGAUUAAUCAACAUUAAGGGUGGUAUUAAUAAAAUAAUCUCAGCUUCGAGACUGCUCUCAAGAUCAUGUCAAUAUGACAGUUCUUAUAUGUAUAAAAACAGGGACUUGAGCAUGAUCUUGAGGGCAUUCUCAGCUGAGAUUAGUUUAUUAAUACCCUUAAGAACAGCUUAGAUCCACAUAUUUUUGUCUAUUGUUUGUUGUCUUACUAUUACAGUUUGACAAUAAUAACUCCAUAAACUUUUAGAAAACUGUACAUAACUCUCCCACAGCAGCACAACUGUACUCCGUCUAGAGGUAGUUAUUAUGAUUUAAGACAACAUUUAAUGUGGAUUAUAUGUAAUUAGGCAUACAUAGGCAUAGGCAUAGGUAUGGUAUACGCGUGAGUUUAUGUACAUACAUAAACUAUAAGAUACAUACAUAUGUAUGUAGGUAUAACCGGUGUUCAACAUCCAGUUUCCCAUUCUCGUUUAACGUUCAGUCGCAAGGGCAUAAUAUAUUUACAAUUAACAUUACACUAGUUAAUGGUGUUGAUUCCAGUACACACAAUCUAAUUUAAUUUUAAGCUACAUCUAAUCCACCGUAAAGGAAAGAGACGGAUGAUUGUCAGCUGUUAAUUUUAAAAUGAAUGAGUGAAUUAAUGAAUAACCCGGGCGAAUCAAAUUGCGCACUGAUAUGCAACCCGUUUGAUUUCUUUAGGGUUAUUAUCCAGUGUAAAAUAUUGAGAGGUUUGUUUUUUCUGCCGAAAAUUGACGUGAGUUCCAUAAAUUUGAUGCCUGUCGUUUACCCCUCACUUUCCUUUUUAGGGGAUAAGAAAAACGGAAAAUUAGCUGGUGUGUACUGGAAUCGGCAUCAAUAAAAAAUAAAAAUAACAUUAAAGUGUAGUUAUGAAAUAUUGUCAUAUACUUAAAAAAUAUUCAAGUUUGCAAUAAGAUUCAUAUUUUUGAAUACAUUUUAAUUAUUAUAUUCUUGUAAUGAUCGUGUUGAUGGUUUAAAGCUUGGGUUAUGGCUAAAACAUAGAUUUUGUUUAAUGUAAGUAGUAUUUAAAAACUGUAGUUUCAUAACACAAUAUUUAUUUUAUGUUGGUAUGCGGAACUAAAUAAGCAAUAAAUAAUAUAUUUGGCAAAA